AUGGCCCUCAAAUAUGCAAACCUUUCUGUGGAUGAAAGCCUGGAUAUUAAUGGCAUCCCAAAGCUGCAGCAGUUUAUCAGAGCUACAGCUGCUGAUUUUGAUGUGAUGGAAGAAUUAUUAGAUAUGGAACAACUGGAGGAGAAAUUAAAAUCACUUGUGCGGGUGCUGGAUAUUGAAGCUGAAUAUGGUGGACAUGACCAGAUAGAUUUGUAUGAUGAUGUCAUUUCUCCAUCUGCAAAUAAUGGCGAUGCCCCAGAGGACCGUGAUUAUAUGGACUCUCUCCCACCAUCAGUUGGAGAUGAUGUAGGUAAAGGAACAGCACCAAAUGUUGUCUACACAUAUACUGGGAAGAGGAUUGCAUUGUACAUUGGAAAUCUUACAUGGUGGACAACAGAUGAAGACUUAACUGAAGCAGUCCAUUCACUGGGAGUAAAUGAUAUUUUGGAGAUAAAAUUUUUUGAAAACCGUGCUAAUGGCCAGUCAAAGGGGUUUGCCCUUGUAGGUGUAGGAUCUGAAGCAUCCUCCAAAAAGUUAAUGGAUCUCUUACCUAAAAGAGAAUUGCAUGGACAAAAUCCUGUUGUAACUCCAUGCAAUAAACAGUUCCUGAGUCAAUUUGAAAUGCAGUCAAGGAAAACCACACAAUCAGGCCAGAUGUCUGGAGAAGGUAAAGCUGGCCCUCCAGGAGGUGGCUCACGUGCAGCAUUUCCGCCAAAUAACAGAGGCCGAGGCCGUUUUCCAGGUGGCAUUCCAGGUGGGGACAGAUUCCCGGGACCAGCAGGACCAGGAGGACCACCGCCUCCUUUCCCGGCUGGACAAACUCCACCACGUCCACCUCUAGGUCCUCCUGGUCCCCCAGGCCCACCAGGUCCACCUCCUCCUGGUCAAGUUCUUCCUCCUCCAUUAGCUGGUCCUCCUAAUCGUGGUGACCGUCCACCACCACCAGUUCUGUUUCCUGGACAACCCUUUGGUCAGCCUCCUCUAGGUCCACUUCCUCCUGGUCCUCCACCUCCAGUUCCAGGCUAUGGCCCUCCUCCAGGUCCACCACCACCACAGCAGGGUCCACCUCCACCUCCCGGCCCUUUUCCCCCUCGUCCACCUGGUCCACUUGGGCCUCCCCUGACACUUGCUCCUCCUCCACAUCUUCCUGGGCCACCUCCAGGUGCUCCCCCACCUGCUCCACACGUGAAUCCAGCUUUCUUCCCCCCACCAGCCAAUAGUGGCAUACCUACUUCAGAUAGUCGUGGUCCACCACCAACAGAUCCAUAUGGCCGACCUCCACCUUAUGACAGGGGUGACUAUGGUCCACCUGGCAGGCGUUUCACUGGAAAUAACAUGUCCAUAAGAGAACAAUUACAUAUUCCAUUGUAUUGGAGGCAUACGAAAAAUAAUACUCAAAACUCAGGGAGAGAAAUGGAUGCUGCAAGAACACCUUUAAGUGAAGCCGAGUUUGAAGAAAUCAUGAAUAGAAAUAGGGCCAUCUCAAGCAGUGCCAUUUCAAGAGCUGUGUCAGAUGCCAGUGCUGGGGACUAUGGAAGUGCUAUAGAGACUUUAGUAACUGCCAUUUCCUUAAUUAAGCAAUCCAAAGUGUCUGCUGAUGAUCGUUGUAAAGUACUUAUUAGCUCUCUUCAGGAUUGCCUUCAUGGAAUUGAGUCCAAAUCUUAUGGUUCUGGAUCAAGAAGACGUGAACGGUCAAGAGAGAGGGACCACAGCAGAUCAAGAGAAAAAAGCAGGCGUCACAAAUCCCGUAGCAGAGAUCGCCAUGAUGACUAUUACCGGGAAAGAAGCCGUGAACGAGAGAGACAUCGUGAUCGUGACAGAGAUCGUGAUAGAGAGCGUGACAGAGAACGAGAGUAUCGUCAUCGUUAGAGAAGCUGAAGGAAGAGGAACACCUUGCAAGACAAGAAACAUUCUUCAUGGAAAGAUGCUUGUCCAGCGGUUUGCUUCUUGUGAUUGAACUGAGCCUAUAAGGAUUCAUGGAUAAAAUGAACAGGAAUAGAUCUGAAUAAAGCAAAUCUGCAUACAUGGUAACCAGUAGCUCUUUUACUUUUUUAUGUUGCUUAACUGUUUUAUUUGAGGGAAACCUGUGUGAUUUAAAACUUAUAGCUUUUGCAACUUUAUUACUGGUUAUAUACAUUUGGCAAUUAUAAUGUGCAAGCAAUUGGAAAAAAAGUCAAGUAAAUCCUUGUUUUUAUAGUAGUUUGUUCUUGUUAAAAAUGUUCAUAUGAUGAUGUCUGUACACAGCACCACUUUGAUUACAGUAGAUGUAGUGUUGUAAUAAACUCUUUAAUGGGGCUGAUGUGUAAAGCUGUUCCAGUUAUUUGAUGUUUACACCUCAGGGAAAGUCUUGUGUUCAGCAAUAUUUAAAUAUGAUGAUUCUAUGAAAACAUUUAUAUUGUGUUUAAAAAGCAUUGCAAUAGAGUUUUUGCAUAUGCAUCUACCUAAUCUUGCAUUCAGAGAGUUAAAAAUGUGAAUGCCACUCUUUCACACUUGAUUUUGAUAUACAAUUAGGUUAUUACACAAAGGCUUUAAUUGCUUUUCUAGCAAUUUUUACAUAUAUGACUUGUAAAUUUGCUGAAAGGCAUGUAAAAUUGUAUAAACUGCAGUUUGUUUAAUAUUAUGUGAUCCACAUAGUCUGUCAUUGUUUUGGGGAGAGGAAAUCCUGGGUUUAUGAUUUUAGUAAACUGAAAACUAACUCCUCCAACAUGCAGCUGGACUAAGACACGACAGUUUACAUUAUUUUCAUUUAAACUGUUAACUUUGGGAAAAUGCUGGCCUUUUUGAAGUACAGCUACAGUUAUGGUUUUAUGUUAAUAAUGUUUGUGUUUUAGCUUUUUCCCUAGGCCAUAGGCAGUCUGUACAAAGCUGUAUAUUAGAAAAAUGUGAGUGACAAAACCAGUCAUGAUUACUCCACUUUUUCAGAUAAUAUGGAUUCCAGUGGGCUUGGUAUUUUCUUAACACGGGUUUAUCCAUGCAUCCGUGUAAAAAGGGCAAGGUACAUUUGUACAUCCCUUGUGCACUGGUGGGGAAUACUUUACUGCCUUAGCAAAACGGUGAAAUUGACUAAUUUAGUCAUGAGGUUUUGCAAACUUGUCUUAAAAACAAUUUGUUGGAGGCUGGAAUUCAAAUAUAUUAACUAUCAGAACGUGAACUAAAGAGUGAAAGCAAAUUUCAAAUUACUAGAAUUUGUUCUAAAUUUUAUGAAGGAUAAAAUAUUGAAUAAUAGGAAGCGUGUAUAACACUUGACAAAUUUACAAUUUGCUUUUACUGACUGGUGUGGAUAUUCAUUCUUGAAACAUACUUUUAAUCACUUUAAUAGAUUAGUCUGAGUUUUCACUUGUACAAAUAGCUUGCUGAGCAUGAUUUUUUAAAAUGUUUUAAACUAAGUUUCAAGACCUCAGUGGCUUCAAAAGGUAAUCUUUAAAACAAAUCAUUGGUUUGUUUUAUAACUGAAUUUUAUGUUAAGUAUUAAGGCCCCAUUAAGGAUAUUGAACUUGGGCCUGUAUCCUGUGCAACUGCAAAUGCUUUCCAUAACACUGAGAAUCUUAACUUUUAAUUUUUGUCAUCUAUCAUCAUGCUAGAUUUACUGAAUGGCUUAUACUAUUGGACUUUUCCAUAUUUCUCUGCGCAUUUUUAUUUCUUAACUUCUGUACCUCAGUACCUCCGUUUUUCAUGCAUGGGAUCAUUGUUGUUUGUCAAACUUACUUUUGAAAAAUAAUUAAGAUGUUUAACCCUGUUUAAAAAUGAAAACUGAUUUUUAAAUCUUUGUAUACUAAACAUUGUAUCAAACAUGUCACAUGACUUUUUCCUGUGUUCGUGAAUAGGUGUUGGUUUUAAUCAGUUUUGAUGUAAUUUCUUACAUUUUUUUAACAAACAUUGUUUAUUUACUGUUACUUGUAAUAAGUUUAAAGGAAGAAAUAACCUGCACAUACCUGUUACAUGGGAAAUAAAUAAUGCUGAAAGGGCAGCAGGUAAGUAAUGUGUCCAUAUGGCUAGAAAUCUUAAACCCAGAAAAGAAGUAUUUUUAAAUUUCAUGACUAAAAUUAAAAAAAAUUAAGCAGGAACAAAGAUUUUGCUCAAUUAGUUGUUUGAAAUUGAUUAAUUAUAUUGUUACUCUUUCCACGCUGGGUAUCAUUACUUUGCCUUCUCAUUCUUCGGUAAAGAUUUCCAUUGCUGGCAGUGGAGACACAAAAGUAGCCAACAUAGAAGUUAAACUUUUAAUAGAAAUCUGUUUGGCUUGUUGGUAAGAUCCUAAUAUAUAAGGCCUCUAAUUUUUAUCUAGUCUCAAUAUGUACACUAAAACCUGCACUAACCGGAACUGUAAAAACGAGCAAAUUUCUGACGCUGGGAAAAGCAAAACAAAAAGGAAACUGGCCUUUUAAGUUCCGGGCUGCUCCUCAGACGAGUGUGCAGCACGUACUUGGGGGAAUGUUGAAUGACAGCCAAAAGCAAGCAACAAGUAUCUCGGCUUCUGGCACCCCUGACAGGCCAGCCCCCCUGCUGCCCCCUCCUUCCGGCAGGCUGCCUCCGUCUCGUGGUUACCACCCCCUCUCACCAGCCCGCAUUUACUCCCCACAGCUCGUGGGCCUUUCCCCCCCUUCCUCCCAGCAGGCCACAUCUCGGCCCCCGCAUGGCUUCCGUGCCCCCCUCCUCCCCAGAUAACCAGAUUUUGUAGGUUACCGGCACACCCUAAUCCUCAGGGAUGCCGGGUAACACAGGUUUUACUGUAUAUAUUUUGAGCGGUUAGAUAGUUCCCUGAUGUGUCUUGUAAUUAGAUGGAUUAUCUUUUCAUUGUGAGUUUAUUUUUAUCAACUCUAUUUUGGUUUAAAGUGAAAAGAUCAUGUGUGUUUAAAAAGAAUCCAAAAAGCCCAUUUAGAAACCAAAAAGGAAUAUGUUCCAGGAUACAUUUCAUGUGUAUCAUGCUCCAGUUUCUUAAGCAGUUCUGAACAUUUCCUGUGCCCUCUCAGGAGAGAUGAGUUUGUUAGUUUAUCAGCCAGUGAUGUUUCACCUGGAUAAUGUGUUGAUUGCUAUUGAAGUGUUCUUUGGUAUCCAGUUGUAUUUAAUCUGUUUCUGUUUGUGAAAGGACAGUCUGUUAAGAAGUACUUGAUAUUUUGUAUGUGGGCAUUCAUAUGGUGCUUGGCCAAAGGAUUAAACAGUUAUGUAAAAUAAUGGAUUUUUUAAAGCAACAAAAAUAAGAUUACAGUCAGAUUAGCUAAGAAAGUUAGCUUGGUUUUGGAAAAGGUAUUUUUGCAGGCCAAAAAUACUUCAGAAAAACAGUGGCCUAUAUUGGAAGCACCUUUUGCUUUCAUUCCUUCUCUGUUUUUUUUUAACGUGCCAACCUAAAAUUCAGAUUGUAUUACACAAAACUAACAUUUGUCAAACAUUUAAAAAAAAUUAAAUUGGCUCUCAUGGCGAUUGCAUUUGUACGUGUAAGACAAAAACAUAUCUCAUUAAAUUUAGGCUUUAGUUUGAUCAUUAAGAGUGGAUGUUCUAAUUAGUUUCUUUUGUUGAGACUCAUGAUUUUGGUGGCUUUUUCAGAGCUAUAUUUUUUCGAUCGGAUUAUGCUUAGUUGCAUACCCAAGUCCCUGUAAAUGUUUCCCAUAACUGUGUGUGGUUAAUAGCAGAUUUAAAUGUGUAUAUAUGUGUGUUACUUGUGUUUCUAGUAAAAAUACAGGGCAUUUUAAAGAAAUACCUUGUUUCUUUUUCCCUUUCCUUACUCCUGCCAAUGUAUAAUUUACUAACUGAUUUAACUAGUUUAUUUAUGUAAUCUUAUGUCCCUUGCAUUUACUGUUUAUCAAUGUGUUUAGUGUAAACUAGGUUAUGGCCUUAAAUCUCUCUAGCUUUCUGCUAGUGCAGGUACACUGUGUCAUAUAGCAUUAUAUAAAAUAUGUAGGUUUUAAUAUUUCAUGUGGACUUAAGACUCUAAAUUCCUUUGCAUUAAAAUUCAGAAAUAAAAACUUCAUAUUCUCAUAGAAGAAAAGUAUUGAUCAGAAUAUACAUUUUCCUGUAGCAGACAGCAUUCCUUACUAUACCAGUCUUUUGACUUUUGGAAGCAACAGCAUGAAUUUUUAGGAUGAUGAACAAUAUGUAGGUAGUAGGUGAUAUAUGUUUUUAAUGUAGUUAAAUGAUUUUAGCAUACAAGGGAAGACUUGAUGUGCAUUAUUCAGAACCUCUGGUACUCUCCUACAAUUUAGGACUUUUUACAGUGGGGUAACUUGGACUGAAAAAUUGCAUAUUAGAGGUUCUGUAAUGUUUACAAUAUUGAUAAGAUGGCAUCUUUUAAAAAUAAUGUGACCUAAAGGGUUAUCUUAGAUGCAGAUAAUUUUUAGGCUUUGCUGAAUGAAAGCUGCAGUUCAGUUUUGUGAUAAAAAUAUCCGUGGUCAUGCGUUCUCACAGGAUUUUUCCUGUAUUGGAUAAGACAUGGUAAAGCGCCCCUCGAAGGUUUUGAAGCUUUGAGGCCAUUUGAGUCCUUUCCUCACCUUUAAUUAUUCAAUGCGGAUAUUAUGUUCUGAAGUAGACCCUUCUUGUUUUAAAGACUUUCUGACCAUCUCUUGACAUGUGUUUUUGCAGACACACAUUUGAAGGUAGUAUAAUUUAUAGUUUACCACAUUGAAAUUAGGUGAAAUUGAAUCUGAAAUUUCCCAACCAAACAGAAUUAAUCAUUAAUAGAAAUGUAGUCUGACCAACUAAUAGAGCUUGUUGGUAGCAUAGCCCCUUGUUUAAUGUAUUUUGUGUAGAGAUGAUUUUGAACUGUUCGUAUUGUCACAUGUUGAGUUAUUAAAUAUAUGUUCCCAUGACAUUCUAUAAUGCUGAAAAAA
This is a messenger RNA of Pelodiscus sinensis (Chinese soft-shelled turtle), 6815 nucleotides long. The record is from RefSeq and is a predicted model, not a curated record. NCBI's taxonomy places the organism in Eukaryota, Metazoa, Chordata, Testudines, Trionychidae.